Malus domestica (apple) is the source of this 3470-nucleotide messenger RNA. The record is from RefSeq and is a predicted model, not a curated record. Lineage: Eukaryota; Viridiplantae; Streptophyta; Magnoliopsida; Rosales; Rosaceae.
CUGUUGCAACACAAAAAAACCACUGCCAUUUUUUUCGCUUGAUUGGAAUCACUCUAGUGCCGUAAACAGUAAUACAACACCAUGACAUCCCGUGAACCCUCCUCCUCAAAACUCUGGAGUUACGACGUGUUCUUGAGUUUUAGAGGUGAAGAUACACGCAAUGGCUUCACGAGCCACCUUCACGCGGCAUUACAAGGCAGGGGCUUCGAUGCCUUUAUUGACGAGGACAAUCUGAAAAGAGGGGGAGAAAUAAAACCCGAACUGUUGCGGGCAAUCGAAGGGUCCAGAAUCUCGGUCAUUGUCUUCUCAAAGAGUCACGCGGAAUCAAGAUGGUGUCUUGACGAGCUGGUGAAGAUCAUGGAAUGUAGAGAAAGGCUAGGGCAACAGGUCUUGCCAAUAUUCUAUCAUGUCGAUCCUUCACAUGUGAGGAAGCAGGAAGGUUGUUUAGCCCGAGCAUUUCAGAAGCACGAAGAUGGCAUCCUUGAAGAAAAAGAUGACAAAGAACGUGAAGCUAAGAAAGAAAGGGUAAAGCAGUGGAGGGAGGCUCUUACUCAAGCUGCAAAUUUGUCUGGCCACCAUCUUAAUAACGGGCCUGAAGCAAAGGUUAUUAAGACAAUUGUUGAGAAGAAUAUUCUGGAAUUGCUUCCUGGCACGGAUGAAUUACAGGUGGCCAAGUACCCGGUUGGAAUCGACUCUCGUGUUCAACCAAUUAUCAAUGAUAUUUUUAGUGGUGGAUUAAAUGAUGUUAAAAUGGUUGGAAUUUGGGGGAUGGGUGGAUUGGGCAAAACAACUGCUGCCAACGCCAUUUAUAACAAAAUUCAUCAUUGCUUCCAGUUUAAAUGUCACCUUGGAGAUGUUAGUGACACUGAACAUAGAUAUGGUUUGGUUUAUUUGCAAAAACAACUUGUUUCUAACAUGUUGAAACAAACCGCCAUAUUCCUGAUAAAUAGUGUCGGUGAAGGGAUCAGUGUAAUAAAACGACUUCUUCGACGUAGAAAAGUACUUAUUGUUAUUGAUAAUGUAGAUAAAGUGGAGCAACUAAGUGCAAUAGCUGGAGAUCGUGAGUGGUUUGGUCCAGGAAGUAUAAUUAUCAUAACAACAAGAGAUCAACAUUUGCUAAAUCAAGUGAGAGUGAAUAUGAGAUAUCCAGCCAAGGAAAUGAAUGAAGAGGAGGCUCUUGAGCUUUUCAGUUGGUAUACAUUUGAAAAUAAUUGCCCUAAAGAAGAAUAUUUUGAAUUAUCAAAGAAGGUAGUUUCUUACUGUGGAGGUUUGCCGUUAGCACUCAAAGUUUUAGGCUCCACUCUUUUUGGUAGACCCAUAACAGAGUGGCAAAGCUAUUUGGAGAAAUUAAAAAGAAUACCUGAAGGAGAAAUUAUAGAAAAGCUCAAAAUAGGCUUUCAUGGGUUAGAUUAUAAUCAAAAAACUAUAUUCCUUGAUAUAUCUUGUUGCUUUCUUGGUUUGGAGAAGGAUCAUGUCACAAAAAUAUUGGAUGAAUGUGGCUUCUAUGCAACAAACGAAAUCAGUGUUCUCAAUGAACGGUGCCUUAUAACUAUUGAAUGGGGCAAACUAAAGAUGCAUGAUUUGAUUCGAGAAAUGGGCAAGACAAUCAUUUCUGAAAAAUCUCCUACUCAACCUGGAAGAUGGAGUAGACCGUGGAAUUUUGAAGCCAUAACAGACGUGUUGACAAAUAAAUCUUUGCCAAGCUCUAAAACAAAGGCUAGUUUCAGUACAAAAGCAUUUGUCAAUAUGAAAAAACUGAGAUUGCUACGGCUCAACAAUGUAGAGUUUACUGGAAGCUUCAAACAUUUUCCGAAAGAGUUGAGAUGGUUGGGCUGGCAUGGAUUCCCUUUCGAGUACAUGCCGGAGCACCUUCUUAAUCAGCCAAAACUUGUUGCUCUUGACCUGCGGUUCAGCAAACUCAGAAAAGGCUGGAAGAAUUCCAAGCCGCUCGAAAAUUUGAAAAUCCUUGAUCUUGCUUGUUCCUGGAAGUUAAAAAAGUCACCAGACUUUUCAAUGCUCCCAAAUCUCGGAGAAUUGAAUUUUUCAGGCUGUUCUAGUUUGUCCAAGAUUCACCCAUCCAUCAGUCAACUUAAAAAACUCACUAGGGUAGAUUUUCAAUGGUGCCAUAAGCUUAGGUAUCUUCCAGCGGAAUUCUAUAUGUUGAAAUCUGUUGAGACUCUUUGUCUGUCGUUUUGUGCAUUAAGAGAACUGCCUGAGGGCUUAGGGGAGAUGGUAUCAUUGAGUAAAAUUGAUGCAAAAUUUACAGCCAUAAAACAAUUCCCCAACGACCUUGGGCGUCUAAUUUCUUUACAAGAGUUGAUAGUUGGAGGCAAUAGUUUUCGUAGCCUACCUAGCCUCAGUGGUCUUUCAAAUCUCGUAAUGUUGAGACUUGGGUAUUGCAGAAAUCUUCGUGCAAUCCCCGAUUUACCAACAAAUUUGAAAGUCUUAGAUGCAAUUUUAUGCCCUGCAUUGGAAACAAUGCCAGACUUUUCGCAAAUGUCAAACAUGGAACGACUGUUUCUAAGUCAUUCGCCCAAAGUCACUGAGGUUCCAGGUUUAGGCUUGGGUAAAUCAUUAAACUCCAUGGCGGAGCUUGAUAUGUACGGGUGCGCCAAUCUCACAGCUGAGUUUAGGAACAACAUCCUACAGGGAUGGACUUCUUGCGGAGUUGGUGGUAUUUUACUGAAUAAGAUUUAUGGUAUUCCGGAGUGGUUUGACUUUGUCACUGACGGCAAUAAAGUCAGUUUUGAUGUUCCUCAAUGUCAAGGUCGUAAUUUUAAAGGGUUGACACUCUGCUGGGUUUGGUCGCAAUUCCAACAUAAAAGUGUUGCCUUUACUGUUGUAAAUUGUACCAAGCAUACUACUUCGAGGGUCUCUAGGCUUUCUUGGGGAGUAACAGCGGGUUAUUUUCGGCAGGUACAAUUAUCGAACAAUAAGCUCAAGCUCAAUUUGCAAGUCGGGGACAAGAUUGUUAUUCUUUUAGAGGGUUUUGAAGCGGAGAAAUUAGGGGUAAAUCUAGUAUGGGACAAACCUUUGAAGGAAAACAAGAAUCUUGGUGAUUAUUACUAUGAAUACGACUAUGAAGCAGUUCCGGAUUGGUUGUAUGGUGAGUCAAGUCCGGGACCAAGCCAUGGCGCAUCUGAUAAUCAUCCCACUAAUCAAAUGACGACUACUACAGAUGAACCCAAACGGAAAAGGCAAAGGGUUUGAAGAGAGAGCAUUGCCAGAUCGGUUGAGUAGUUGCUAUUCCUGCAUUAUACUCUCCCGCAGACCAUGUCAGCUGUCUUUCUAGUUUUCCCAGCUCCAUUAUUCGGACAUUUGAUUUGAUCGCAUCCAACAGAUGAUUUGUUCCUCAUUUUACUGACAAUUCAUUUGCGAUAUUGACUAGUUGUUCAGUUGUUAAUUGUUGUAUGCUUUACAUAUAUCCAUAUUCUCUUGUGGAACCAAAUUAUUAGCAUCAUACUUCGACU